Molecule: messenger RNA, 1735 nt
Organism: Lolium rigidum
Lineage: Eukaryota; Viridiplantae; Streptophyta; Magnoliopsida; Poales; Poaceae
Product: protein THYLAKOID RHODANESE-LIKE, chloroplastic-like
Exons: 9
Coding region: 33-1445 (470 amino acids)
Source: RefSeq, a predicted model, not a curated record
ACAUCGCCGGACCGGAGGCCACCGGUUAUGCAAUGGCCGCCAUCGUCUCUUCCGCCGCGCCCACGACGCUGACUCCCCCGCGCGCCCGCGCACGGCGCCGGCCCAUCAAUUAUAGGCGCCUCCCCCGCGCCGGAGGCCUCGCGGCCGCGCUCGGGCUCGCGGGCGGCGGCGCAGCCCUCGCCGCUCCUCUCUCCUACGAGGAGAUGCUGCGGCUCUCCACCGACACCGCCGGCGGAGGCGACGGCGGCUUCGCGUUCCCGGACCUCGGCCUCGGCGGGCUGGCCGAUUUCGUCGCGCAGAACCCGCUCGUCGUCGCCGCGGGCGUCGCCGUGGUCGCCGUGCCGUUCUUCGUCUCGCGGCUGCUCGGCGGCGCCUCCAAGCCGUACGGCACCGUGUCCGGGAAGGCCGCGUACCAGACGCUGCUGGAGGAGCCCGGCGCGCAGCUCGUCGACAUCAGGCCUAUCAAGGACGCCCGGGAGGCCGGCUCGCCGGACAUUCGGGAGGCCAAGAAGAAGGCCGUGGCCGUGCCCUACGACGGGGAAGACAAGAACGGCUUCCUCAAGAAGCUUGAGCUGCGCUUCAAGGACCCCGAGAACACCACAUUGAUCAUCCUUGACAAGUUCGAUGGGAACUCUGAGCUAGUUGCUGAGCUUGUCACAGCCAAUGGUUACAAAGCUGCUUUCGCAGUGAAGGAUGGUGCAGAUGGACCUCGAGGAUGGCAGAGCAGUAAUCUUCCCUGGACUGCUCCCAAGAAGGGAUUCAGUUUGGACUUUGGUGAGCUAUUUGGGGAUGGUUCAGAAGGUUUGCCCGUCACUCUUGGUCUUGCUGCCGCUACUGGUUUCGGAAUACUGGCCUACACAGAGAUAGAAACCGUGCUGCAGUUUCUGGGUUCAGCUGCCAUUGUCCAGCUGGUGGUAAACAAGCUCUUGUAUGCCGAGGACCGACAGAAGACCCUACAACAGAUCGAUGACUUCUUUAACAAAAAGGUUGCUCCAAAGGAGCUUGUUGAUGAAAUUAAGGAAAUCGGUCAGGCUUUGUUGCCUACUUCUGGUGUAGCUAAGAGCCAACCAGCAGCAACAGCAGCAGCCCCAGUUGCUGCCGUCGCAACUGCUGCACCAGUAGAAGAAGCAGCCCCAGCUGCUGUACCAGUUGCAGAAGCCAGCACAGAAUCGCCUCCCGAGACCGUAGCGUCGACACCACUUUCACCAUAUACAAACUACGCGGAUCUCAAACCACCAUCCAGCCCAACCCCACCUGCUGCAGAGGGCAAGACGGAGGCGAAGGCUGAGGCUGCAGCGGCAACCGAAUCCCCGGUAGAAGUUACCUCGCCAGUGGUAGCAGAAGCCGUCACAGAACCGCCUCCAGCAAAGCCCAGACCUCUUUCUCCAUAUGCGAGUUAUCCAGAUCUCAAACCGCCGGCCUCCCCUACGCCCUCGCCGCCAUAGUGGUGUUUUGAGACGAGCUCAUCGAUGGCUGGCAUCUGUAUAAGAAACCACGUCUAGAGGAGAGGACAUUGAGCUGUCCAUAAAACACCACACCAGAGAGUCAAGAAUAAGUCAGCGGUCAAGUUUCCAAGCAGUACAUAUGUAUCCAGUGGUCACGUUUUGAGAUUCGUUUGUUCUUGUAAUUUUGGAAUUAGUAGAAGUGUGAGUUUAAAAGUCCGGGUACUACUUGACAUGUUUCAGUUGCUCGGGGAUGAAAAAACUGAAGCCGCGGAGCUUCCAGUUUUGAAGAA